UCGUGCGACCUUCGCGAUCUUGAUCAUCGGGACUGGGAUUUCUAACCUGACUGUUGCUUAUUUGUUUACACUGUAAAAAAGAAGAGGGAGGGCUCUAUGUUUAAUGGUAUUUGUAAAGUUGUACAUGAAUCUCAACUUAUCUGCUCCGGCUAGAGCUUAAUCUCAGCCAGCAAGGUGUUAGUUCAUGUUUAACAGUGCUACUAGAAUGAAGUUCUGUCCGGUAUUGUUAGUCUCGCUAUCAUUUCUUUGCAUCGGUAGUAAUGCCCUUUACAGCCUGUUUCCGAUUGAAAUCGGAUUAAGUGGUGAAGACCCUUUUCUUCCUCUCGAAAGGGAUAUGUUUGAUGAUUGUCACAUUCGUUACAUGCGCUAUGGAAGAGAUGAAUUAACGAUUCCGGAUCCUCUUGAACCGUACGAUGAACCUCGUGAUUAUAGUCAUAUUGCUUCCAUCGGUAGUACGCUCGAAGGAGGCAGAGUCGAUUGGAAAUGCAUUGGCGCACUGAUAUGGGACAAUGUUGUGCUUACUUCAGCUCAUUGCACUACAGGCGAAGGAAAUAGCGCACCUAACGUCGUACGGCUUGGAGGACCCACUUACGUUCAACAGAGAAACAUUAAAGAAAUCAUACGACAUCCCGAGUUUUCACCAAGAAAUGGUCAAAAUGAUAUUGCACUGAUUCAUUUAGAGGGAAAAAUUGCAAUCAACGCAACAGCAGUACCGACAUGUUUAUGGCUAUCGGAUGAGAUACCAUUUCCGAACAUGGACUCUGUAUUCCGUACUGCGGCCAACAGCGAUCAACAAUUCUCCGAUUACGGAACUGAGGAGAUGAACAGACUGAAUAUUGAGAGUCAAAGUUGUACUUCACCUACGACGCGAGAUCAAGGCUUGCCAGAGACACAGCUUUGCAUGGAAUCUGCCGAGUUUGAUGCCAGUGAAUGCACUGAAAUGCCCGAAGGUAAUCCACUACAAGUACGUCUCCUACACAACUUCAAAACGAGUCCCUUCUUGGUCGGUAUAUUAUCUUCCAGCUUCACGUUAGGAUCCUGCAAUCCUCGUCGAGGUUACACCAAAAUCGCACUCUACCGUGACUGGCUAAUGGGGGUGCUGCUGGAGCGAAAUAUUUCAGUAACACCGCAAGCUUUUUUCCCAAUGGUUUGUGCACAUCGUUUUGCUCAACUGAGACCACGAGUUGAUGAACUUUUGAACGAACGCAACGGUGAUAUACCGGUUAACACCGUUCAGUUGGGAUCGAACAGUAACAGAUAUCUGAACUACAUUGUACAGUUCGAAUGGCCUUCAGUAACGGAAAAUAGGACACAAUCCGAUUGCGCCGGUACAUUUGUUGAUCAGCAGACUAUUCUUACUCUAGCGACAUGUGUCCUCUCGACCAAUGAAGACGGAUCCCGUCCGACAGCAGCAAUACACGUGACGCCAUAUGCAAAUAAUUCCUAUCCAAUUGAAUCGAUCACUGUGCAUCCUGGUUAUGUGAAAGGCUCUCAUAAGAACAACAUCGCAGUGGUUAAAUUAAAAACUCGUCAAAAUGUAGUUCCCGCUUGCAUCUGGCCAUUCGAUAACUUACCUAGCGAAAGAGUUGAUCUGACCGGUGUUGGAAUGGAUGCCUUGAACACCUUCCAGGAGCGUUUCAUAGACAACCCAGACCGUGUCAGUAACGUACUUGUACAGCAUGCGACCGAUUACUAUCCCUGGACGAAUUGUACUGAAGAGUUGGCAAGACUGAGUGACAAUCGAUCGUUGGCAAUUUUCAACAACAAAGAGCAUCUAUGUUUCCGCAGUGAUCAAUGGAUAGUACCGGGCGUGUGCAAGGAUAUUCCCGGCGGACCAGUGCAGCGGUAUAUCAACAGAGCCGGAGCAUUCUUCAAAUACGUGUAUGCGUUAACCGUCAUUGGGCGAACUUGUGGCUACGGGGAGCCAACUGUAGCGAUACAGCUGGCUCCACAUGUGGCCUGGUUACAAUCAGUAAUGCUACAAAAGCGAAGUUCCGGUUCGGGAGACCUUUCGGAGUCAGUGAUCUUCAUCAAUCCAGAUUUGAAACGAAGCGAUGAGUGUAGCAAUGGUGACGAUAGCUUAGGUAUAUGUGUCCCGCAUGAGCUGUGUUUAAGCACGAAGGAGCGAUUGCGCAAAGGUGAGCGGGUAACGAUCUGUACGGAAGGAUCAAUCGUGUGCUGUCCAUGGGGAGAUAUUGCGAGAAAUUCUGCCGUUGAUCCGAUACGUACCGAACUUGAGAGCUGCGAGGAUCGAUAUCAAUCUAUAAGACGCGAGCGCUACAGAGGGGAGGACGAAAAUGAGUCACUUUAUACCAAUCUACCACACAUGGCCGAAAUUGGAUGGCCUCAGAAUAAUGGCCGUAUCAAUUUUGAGUGUCUUGGCUAUUUGAUUACCCCCAGGAUCAUCGUUAUAAGUGCCCGCUGUAUGGAGACGUACCCACACAAACCUACAGUGGCACGUAUUGGAUCAGUGCAAGCCUCAGAUGCGUCCAACUACGUUCUACAGCCUAUUCGUCGCGUACGAGUUCACGAAGACUACGACCCUUUGACAGGUGUCAACAACAUAGCGCUGGUAGCACUGACGGCACCAAUCGAAAUUAACGUCUUUCAUUUUCCUGGAUGUUUGUACCGGAAUAACACUCACAUUCCUGCCCGUUUGUUUACUAUCAACGAAAAUAAAGGCACAACAUUUGUGGGGAAAAUAGCUCCAGCGUAUCAAAGCGAAUGUAAGGAACAUUUGGCAGAAGAGCUUGCUCCGGGUCAAAUGUGCUUAUGGAAGCCCCAGCCGGAAGCUAGGUGGGGAGUACCAAAUGCCUGCUUAAAUACUGGAGACCCAAUCAUAUGGGAGAAUCGUACCGAAGUGAUGGACAUAAUCGAUGCCACACAUUUGGUAGGUAUCUUCAGUCACGGUGGCUGUGAGGUGGAAAAUAUUCAAAUUGUCACACGCAUUUCGUUCUUUUACGAUUGGAUAGUUCUUAAUGCUAAGUAAUCAGUAAAAAGGAAUCAAUGGUGCAAUAGUAUAUUCAAAUAAAUCUGUAAGCUUGGACAUGAA
Anopheles funestus (African malaria mosquito) is the source of this 3052-nucleotide messenger RNA. RefSeq lists its product as uncharacterized. Gene Ontology annotation, biological process: proteolysis. The coding region runs from base 185 to 2989 and encodes 934 amino acids. The transcript is spliced from 10 exons. Lineage: Eukaryota; Metazoa; Arthropoda; Insecta; Diptera; Culicidae. The record is from RefSeq and is a predicted model, not a curated record. Gene Ontology annotation, molecular function: serine-type endopeptidase activity.